This is a messenger RNA of Ceratitis capitata (Mediterranean fruit fly), 3114 nucleotides long. It is a transcript of the gene Prp40, whose product is annotated as pre-mRNA-processing factor 40 homolog A. Gene Ontology annotation, biological process: mRNA cis splicing, via spliceosome. NCBI's taxonomy places the organism in Eukaryota, Metazoa, Arthropoda, Insecta, Diptera, Tephritidae. The coding region runs from base 345 to 2786 and encodes 813 amino acids. Gene Ontology annotation, cellular component: U2-type prespliceosome; U1 snRNP. Gene Ontology annotation, molecular function: protein binding; RNA binding. The record is from RefSeq and is a predicted model, not a curated record. The transcript has 8 exons.
GGCAAUGAAAACAUAGCGUAUAAUAUUUCCUGUAAGAAGAGCGGUAGUUCUGCAAGAUUAGCUUUCGCUUUAUUGAUCCUAGUCACUGUGCGGAGAAUAGUAGGAAUGCAACUCUGAUUGACGCUUUCAAACGUCAAGUGUGCAUUAUCUCCAGCCGGGAAUGUUAAUUUUAAGUGAGUUUUGCACGAUUUAAUUUUCCUUUUUGUGUAAACAACUUCGAGCUGAGAACCAAAUUAAUUAACAUUUUAUUCUAAAACAGUCAGCAGAACAUUUUAUGUUUUAUACUACCGUAAAAUAGUUUUAAAAGUUUCAACUACCUUUGGUACAUCAACGGCGUUUGAGGAAUGAAUGUACCUCCGAUAGCUGCGCCAGGUGCGGUACCACCGCCGAUGGGCAUGCCACCAAUGUUUAAUAUACCGCCACCAGGAUUCGGUGGACCCCCGCCACCAGAAAUAGCCGCAGCGUUUGGAGGCAUCCCGCCUAAUACCGAAUGGACUGAACACAAGGCACCGGACGGUAGACCUUAUUAUUAUAAUAAUAAUACUAAACAAAGCUCUUGGGAAAAGCCGGAGGCACUAAUGACACCUGCUGAGCGUUUAACACAUCAAUGCCCUUGGAAGGAGUAUCGUUCGGAUGCGGGGAAAGUGUAUUACCACCAUGUAACCACUAAAGAAUCGCGAUGGGAACCACCGCCAGAAUUUUUGGAUAUGCAAGCGAAAGUUAAGGCGGAAGAGGCUGCCGCCGCAGCCAAAGCUGUUGCUGCGAUGACAUCUUCCAGCUUGGCAGGUAUGGUUCCUCCCGCUGCUCUAGCUAGUAUACUUCCUGCGACACUUCCCACUGUGGUUAAUAUUGCCACACCGGAUAUUCGCUCUCCGAUGACACCGGGUAGUAAUGAAAACUCUUCGUCCGCUCUUGAUCAAGCCAUGGCAGCUACUUUAGCGUCUAUUGAAAUGCCCCAAGCCGGAAAGGAAGAGAAAGAAAACAAUAAAAAAGAAUCUUCUUCUGAAGAGCCCAAAAUAGUAUUUAAAGAUAAAAAGGAAGCUAUUGAAGCUUUUAAAGAUUUACUACGAGAGAAAAAUGUGCCCUCAAAUGCUAAUUGGGAUCAAUGCGUUAAAAUAAUCUCCAAAGAUGCACGUUAUAGUUCGUUUAAAAACCUAAAUGAAAAGAAGCAAACGUUUAAUGCUUAUAAAACACAAAAACUAAAAGAUGAACGUGAAGAAUCACGUCUACGAGCUAAAAAAGCCAAGGAAGACCUUGAACGUUUCCUAAUGUCUACUGAUAAAAUGAAUUCCCAGACAAAAUACUAUAAAUGUGAAGAGUUGUUUGCGAGCAAUAAAAUAUGGACAAGUGUGCCGGAACAGGAUCGUCGUGAUAUUUAUGAUGACUGUAUCUUCAACCUUGCUAAGAGAGAAAGAGAAGAAGCUCGUCUACUGAAAAAGCGUAAUAUGAAAGUACUUGGUGAAUUACUUGAGUCAAUGACGUCUAUAACAUAUGAAACAACCUGGGCGCAGGCACAAUUAAUGCUGCUACAAAAUGCUGCUUUUAAAACUGACGUCAAUUUACUUGGUAUGGACAAGGAAGAUGCGCUCAUAGUUUUCGAAGAUCAUAUACGCUCUUUGGAAAAAGAAGAAGAAGAAGAGCGGGAGCGUGAAAAAAAGCGUCUUAAGCGUCAGCAGCGUAAAAAUCGAGAUGCAUUUUUGUCGCUAUUAGAUGCACAACAUGAGGCCGGAAAGCUUACCUCCAUGUCUUUGUGGGUAGAAUUGUAUCCAAUAAUAUCGGCCGAUCUACGUUUCUCAGCAAUGCUGGGUCAGCCGGGAUCAACACCAUUGGAUUUAUUUAAGUUUUAUGUGGAAGAUCUAAAAGCACGUUAUCACGAUGAAAAGAAAAUCAUACGCGAAAUCUUAAAGGAAAAACAAUACGUAGUUCAAGCAAGCACAUCCUUUGAGGAGUUCGCAACUGUAGUUUGUGAAGAUAAGCGUUCCGCAAAUUUGGAUGCAGGCAAUGUAAAAUUAACCUACAAUGCUCUGCUAGAAAAGGCGGAGGCUGUCGAAAAGGAGCGUCUAAAAGAAGAAACCCGGCGUUUGCGAAAAUUAGAAAACGAAAUCAAAGCUGAAUGGCAAGAGGCAAAUAUUUCUGUACAAGAGCCCUUUGAAGCUGCAAAGAAAUUAGUAGAGCACUUGGAAGCAUUCACUAUAUAUGAGAAGGAGAUUGGAGUUAAGAAAAUAUGGGAAGACUACAUUAAAGAAAGUGAAGAUGCCUGCAGCCAUCACCAUGCACGUUCACGAAAGUCGAAGAAAAAUAAAAAGCAUAAGAAAAGAGCACGAUCAAGCUCAAAAUCGGAUAUUGAAAACGAGCAGGAAGAAAUAGAGCAAGCAAAGUCUAAAAAACGAAAAACUAAUUCCCGUUCACGUUCGGUUAGUUCUAGCCUCAGCAUGGAGAGUGAGCGUGUAUUGAAGAAGAAGAAGAAAAGAAAGAAUAAAAAGUCUUCACGCGCUUCUUCCUGCGAAUCGGAGCGUCCCACAGCAUCACCGAUGGCUUCGCCUUCAGCCUCCCAAAUGGAGGAAAUUGCCGGUGGUAAAAAGAAAAAACGUGACAAGAAAAAUAAGAAGGAUAAAAAACAUCAUCGUUCCUUAACACCAAUCAGUGCGAAUGGCAGCAAUCAAUCGGAUAUUGAAAAUUCUGGCACAAGCUCGAGAAAUGCUGAAGAGCAGGCACUUAGUGAAACUGAACUUGAAUCAAAGCGCGCUGCACUCCUAGCACAGUUAAACGAACAAUUGGAGGAUUGACCCGCCGCCAAUGUCACUUUAGGUUAUAAAUCUACAAGAACAACAAUAACUAGCAAUCGGAGCGGUAAAUGAUUCUGCCAAGUCCAUUUAAGAAGAAAUUAUGUACAGCUAAAGUAGCAGGCAUUAGGCCUUUAUCUCUAAAUAUGUUACAUUUUGUGCAAGAGAUUUUCAUAGCCGCGAAUUUUGUAAGAAUAAUAUUUAUUAUUAAUAUUAAUUUUAUCUUUUCUAUGUAUGUAUUGCACAUAUAUAUGUAAAGAGCUAUGAUGUAUCGCACAUGAAAAAUGAUAAUAAAACACUCUCGUAUGAAUAAUAUAAAGAAAUAAAAUAU